AGAUUCAAAUGACUACCAAUUGAGUGACUACCACUCGUAUACUUGGUACAAUUUUUAAAACCAACAUCGACCAGAAGUCAUAGAUAUGAAUCUACUAUUGGCCAGACAAUUGUGAGUAGAAAAAGUUUAUCUGGACUUCAAUGUCAUCAUGUUCAUGUAUGUGUACUCUGAAACCGUAUUUUUUGAAGAGUUGUUGUAUCCUAGCAUAACUCGUUUUUUCUUUAUACAAUUUCAGCUCCCCAAGUCCCCAACAGAUCUGACUAACGCAUUUGUCGUCGGAUGUGGAGCAGCGUCCCUAUCCCCGCCUCUAUCGUUCCUCUCAACUCGCUGCAAGCAGGUCACCGUCACCUGUUUCGCCUCUGCCGAUUUCUUCCAGACCGCAACCCCGACGCCGUCACUACGUCUGAAAAAAUUCAACUGAAAACAACUUAUUCGUGCCUCAUAUAUCUGUACAAUGGAUAGGAUGGACUCAACUCGAGUAUUUGUCAAGGACGUUAAGCGCAUUGUCGUCAAGGUUGGGACUUCUGUUGUCACUCGAUCUGAUGGAAGGUUAGCACUUGGAAGGCUAGGAGCACUCUGUGAACAGAUUCAAGAGCUCAAUUCUCAAGGUUAUGAAGUUAUACUAGUGACAUCAGGGGCUGUAGGCGCUGGUCGUCAACAGCUUAGAUAUAGGAGAUUGGUUCACAGCAGUUUUGCGGAUCUUCAAAAGCCACAAGUUGAGCUUGAUGGGAAGGCUUGUGCAGCAGUUGGACAAAAUGGCUUAAUGGCUUUGUAUGAUUCUUUAUUCAGUCAGUUGGACAUUACAUCAGCUCAACUUCUUGUUACGGACAAUGACUUCAGAGACCCAAACUUCAGGAUGCAGCUUAAUGAGGGAGUAAAUUCAUUGUUGUCUCUGAAAGUCAUACCUAUAUUCAAUGAAAAUGACGCUAUUAGUACACGUAAAGCUCCCUAUGAGGACUCUUCGGGUAUAUUUUGGGACAACGACAGUCUAGCAGCUCUACUGGCUUUGGAGUUAAAAGCUGAUCUUCUGGUACUAUUAAGUGAUGUAGAGGGUCUCUACAGUGGCCCUCCUAGUGAUCCUCACUCAAAGUUGAUUCAUACAUAUGUCAAGGAGAAGCAUGAAGGGGAAAUUACUUUCGGUAACAAGUCUAGAGUGGGAAGAGGGGGUAUGACUGCCAAAGUAAAAGCUGCAGUUUACGCAGCUUAUGCUGGAGUCCCUGUUGUCAUCACGAGUGGUUUCGCUGAUGCCAACAUUAUCAAAGUACUACGUGGGGAGCGUAUCGGUACACUCUUUCAUCAUGAUGCUAACAAAUUGGAUCCAGCUUUAGAUGUUGGUGCACGCGAAAUGGCUAUUGCAGCCAGGGAAUGUUCCAGGCGGCUACAGGCACUUGCUCCACAAGAAAGGAGACAAAUAUUGCUGGAUAUAGCUGACGCACUGGAAGCGAAUGAAAAAGUGAUACUCAGUGAGAACAAAGCAGAUGUAUCUGCUGCCCAGCAAGAUGGUUAUGAUAAUUCGUUGAUAUCUCGGUUGGCCCUAAAGCCCGAAAAAAUCUCAAAUCUUGCAAAGUCAGUACGUGUGCUUGCAGAGAUGAAUGAACCAAUCGGUCGCAUUUUAAAGAAAAUAGAGAUCACUGAUGGUUUCAUUUUGGAGAAGACGUCAUCUCCAUUGGGUGUUCUUUUGAUUAUCUUUGAGUCGCGCCCUGAUGCACUUGUUCAGAUUGCUUCACUAGCAAUUCGGAGUGGCAAUGGACUUUUACUGAAGGGUGGAAAAGAGGCCAAAAGAUCAAAUGCAAUCUUGCACAAGGUUAUUACGUCAUCCAUCUCAGAAAGUGUGGGUGAGAGACUUAUUGGACUUGUUACUUCUAGAGAAGGGAUCCCUGAAUUGCUCAAGCUUGACCUUGUAAUUGAUCUUGUUAUCCCAAGAGGCAGCAAUAAACUUGUUUCGGAAAUCAAGUCUUCUACAAAAAUCCCAGUUCUUGGUCAUGCUGAUGGAAUCUGCCACGUUUAUGUUGAUAAAUCUGCUAACAUGGAUAUAGCAAAGCGUAUUGUGUUGGAUGCAAAAACAGAUUAUCCUGCAGCAUGCAAUGCAAUGGAAACACUUCUUGUGCACAAUGACUUGGUGAAGAAUGGUGGACUUAAUGAUCUGAUCAUGGAACUUCAGACAAAAGGCGUGACUAUAUUUGGAGGACCAAAAGCAAGCAAGAUCCUAAAUAUUCCAAUGGCUGAUUCAUUACAUCAUGAAUAUAGUUCUCUGGCUUGCACUGUGGAAAUCGUUAAGGAUGUAUAUGCUGCCAUUGAUCAUAUACAUCAACAUGGAAGUGCCCAUACUGACUGUAUUAUCACUGAAGACAAUGAAGUUGCCCAAGUGUUUUUACAUCAAGUUGACAGUGCUGCUGUAUUCCACAAUGUAAGCACAAGAUUUUGUGAUGGCUUCCGCUUUGGACUUGGCGCAGAGGUGGGGAUUAGUACAAGUAGAAUUCACGCAAGAGGUCCUGUAGGCGUUGAAGGAUUGCUAACAACACGAUGGAUUGGAAGGGGAAAUGGCCACGUGGUGAAUGGGGACAAAGAAAUAAUAUACACUCAUAGGGACCUCAGCUGAGUUUUCAGGCCAUUGCAGUGGAUAGCUUUUUGUUCUGCAGAUGCUUCGCUCCCUAGUUGACAGUGCAUUUUUGUGAAGAGAAUCUCUGGAUAUGCUGAACCACCGUCGCCAGCUAUUUUGGUGCCCUAGAUAAAAACAAAAUAUCUAUCAAAUCUAAGAAACUAUAUACACAUAUGUUUAUAUAUACAUAUAUAUCUUCAUGUCAGGUGAUGGAUUGGGGUUCACAAUGUUUUGUACGAGUACAUAACUAAUCCAUUACAUAAUUUAUUUAUGAGAUUUAGUUGUGAGAGGAAUAUUGAAUACGAUAUUGUCGUGCAUGUGUUUUAUUUUAAUGAUUAGCACUUCAUUUAAUAACAUUA
Molecule: messenger RNA, 2958 nt
Organism: Cuscuta europaea
Lineage: Eukaryota; Viridiplantae; Streptophyta; Magnoliopsida; Solanales; Convolvulaceae
Source: the annotation of a GenBank genome assembly